CAUCAUUCCUGACAGGAAAAAAGAUCUUUGUAAGUAGACAAAAAGGCAACAGAUCAUAAGCUGAACAGCAAAUUUAGAAUUUAUGCUGGGCUUGAUUAUUUUAUGCAUCUUGCAUAUGCAAUACAGAAACUGCAUCCUGCAACAGAAGGGGGAAAAACCCCACCAGUCACCUGCCUAAAAGUUCAAUGCUGUGUCAGACUCAUUUCACCAUGGUUUUGGUAACCGCUGGCAGGCUCUAGUGUGGCAGGGAGGAGGGCCCAACCUAACGUGACCUCCUCUGGUUCCACGGAGUAAACCUACGGUGACAGCGCUGCUGCAAAAUAUUACUGGUCACAGCAGGAAUCGCCCUGAGUUCAUCCCCAUGUGAAGGCUGGAACAAAGUUCUGACAAAAUGUGCGGUCCAAAAAGUAAAUCAUUGGUAUUUCUUGGACUGUUUUUCAACUGCCUGAAAAUGAGCUCUUCAGCUAACACAGGUUUCUCUUUGUCUAUAUAUGAUGUGACAUCAAGAAGCGUUUAUCUCAGAUGGCCCAAGUGUUCAGGAGCCUCAUCUUACAGAGUCACAGCUACAGCUAUGAAUACUGUAGGACAUUCAUUACUGGCUCGUUUUAGUGAUGUUACACUUAAAGGAACUCUAACUUCAUUAAUUCCCAAUACUAUGUAUGCUAUACAAGCAGAAGCCAUUGACAAGAAUGGAAUUAUUCUUGCAGAAACACAAAUUAUGUGGUCAACAGCUCCAGACAUACCUGUUAUUGACCAAGCUUAUUCAAAACUUAGCAACAGUAUCACAGUGGAAUGGAGAGCGGUACCUGGGGCUACUAGUUAUCUGCUGUCUGCACAAGAUGGAGAUUCCUUCAUUGAAACUGUAGUUACAAAUUCUCCAGGCACAGUGACGGGACUGAAACCUGCCACCUUGUACAGGAUCACUAUCAGAUCUAUAAAUUCAGGAGGAAAAAGCCAGCCUUCACCUUUCAGAAAAGCAAAAACAGUCCUGGCUGCUCCAAUUUUGUUUGUUAGUUCUCCAAGUUGUGACUCCAUUGCAGUGAGCUGGAAAGCUGUGUAUAUGGCAGCUGGAUUCUCUGUGUCCCUCAUGAGAUCAGAUGGCUUGGGCAGAAUGCUGAAGGAGAACACCACCAAUACAUCCUUGAUAUUUACAAAUCUAGACCCAGGAACUCUCUAUACUAUCAAGGCAUAUGCCUGGAAUGUCAAUGGGAUACCUGGAGAUGAUUUCACAUAUAACCAAAGAACAAGUCCUAAUGCACCAGCGGAUGUUCAAGUAGCUUUUAAUAGUGGUGCUUUAAAAGCUAUUGUUUCUUGGAUGCCAACAGAAGGAGCUCUAACUUACAGCGUGACAGCCUCCAGUGGACUUUUGAAACUGAAGUGUAACACAUCUUCUGCCUCCUGUGUGAUGCCAUCUCUUCAGUGCAGCUCUGUUUCUGUCACAGCAUACAAUGAUGCUGGAUCCAGUAAGCCUACCAAUGCAGUAAGCUUAAAAACUAUUCCUUGUGCACCGGUAAAUCUAUCAAUUGAAGAGGAUGAACCUGGCCACUUGUUAGUAUCAUGGUCUAGCGUCAAUUUUGGUCAUUAUUAUGUGGUUUUUGUGAAGAGUGAUGAUGGCUUGGAAGUGCACUGCAACACAUCACAUACUCAAUGCCAUUUCCAGUCAGACUGUGGCUUCACUUAUUUCAUUAGUGUCUUUGCGUAUAACAAGGCAAGGCAGAGUCCUUUAGGUGAUUUAUUCAAUUACACCACUGCACCUUGUUGCCCCAGCGACGUCAGGGCCGCGUUCGUGUCGAGCGACACCAUGCAGAUCACCUGGGCUCCUGUCCGAGGUGCUGAACUGUACGAAAGGAGAGCCAUUGCCUGGAGCAGCGCCGUGCUCUGCAACGACACCGCCCCGGCCUGCACCUUAUCUGCCCUGCAGUGCAACACCUGGUAUAAUGUCACAGUUUAUUCUUUCAGUGAGGCCAGAGGCAGCAACACGUCGUGUGCAUCUAAGUACCUGGCAACAGCUCCCUGCAGUCCUGAAAUUAAAAAUAUCUCAAAGGAGGCUCUUUCUGUAAUCAGUGUGCACUGGCAACCUACCAAUGAAGAAGCUACCUAUAUUGUCACUGCCAGAGGAGAGGCUGGGCUUUGGCAUUGCACAAGCUCUGGAAAUUCUUGUACCCUAGUUAACCUUCCCUGUGGAUCUGCUUUCUCUGUUAGUGCUAUAGCAAGAUCACCAGCAGGACAGAGCUUACCAAGCUACAGUGUCCCUUUGGAGACAGCUCCUUGUUGCCCUAAUGACCUGAUACUAACUCAAGUGACACAGUCUGUAACAAAUAUCAGCUGGUCUGUUGGGAUGGGUGCAGAGACAUAUGUAACAACACUGUCUCCAAAAGGACAAACAAAGUGUCACAGUCUUCAAAACUACUGUCUCCUGGGAUGCAUCACAUGCAGCACCAACUAUACAGUAUCUCUGAAAGCAAUCAGCGAAACGGGCUUGACAUCCACUUGCACAUAUCAAGGAUAUUCUUCCAGUGCUUGCUGCCCAUCCAGGGUGAAGCUACAUAGACUCGGCAAUAACAGCAUCAGGGUAUACUGGCAAGCUUCUGAUGAAACGAUAAACUACAAUACUGAUUUACGUGGCUCAAAAGGCAAUUUCACCUGUACCCCUAGUUCAGGUCUAAGUCACUGUGGCAUCGCUGAGAUACCUUGUGGGGAUGUCUACACAGUGGUAGUGUCUCCAGUUACAGAUAAGGGGCCAAAGCUUACAUUUUGUCCAAAAAAAAUAUAUUCAGUAACCUGUUCUGGAAGCUCUGGUGGAAUGGUGAUUUAUAGAGGAAAGAGCAAUGCAGGACAGCAUUUCUAG
This is a messenger RNA of Grus americana (Whooping crane), 2848 nucleotides long. RefSeq names its product fibronectin type III domain containing 7 (gene FNDC7). The record is from RefSeq and is a predicted model, not a curated record. Gene Ontology annotation, molecular function: protein binding. NCBI's taxonomy places the organism in Eukaryota, Metazoa, Chordata, Aves, Gruiformes, Gruidae.